AUGGCAGCAUCAGUUUUCCGCAGGGCACAAGAUGAAUUUAUCAAGCAUCUAAGUCAGGAAGAGGAAAAAGACUUCAAGGCAACCGACCUAGGGACCUUGCAGCAGGUCAUCCUGAAGCUCCAAAAAGAUCAACAAGAGAAGCGAGGCAUGAAAUACAUGAACCGGCUCGAUCCUUUCCUAAAGAGCAUGGAGAAGUAUGGCCAAGUCGUUGAUACCUUUCUCAAUAUCUCCAACAUGGUCGCAUUCAUCUGGGGACCAAUGAAGUUCAUUCUUCUAACGGCCAAUAUGUAUACAGAUGCCUUCAACGCGGUGCUGGAUGCGUACCAAGAUAUUGGUGAACAGAUUCCUCUUCUCAGAGACUUUGAAAUCUUCGCGUCAAACAACCAUAUGAUGGAAGCCCUUGGUCUAAUUUACACGGACAUACUCGAAUUUCAUCGCGAAGCCUUGCGCUUUUUCAGAAAAUCAUUUUGGAUGAAGGUGUUCGCAGCUACUUGGAGAGGCUUCGAAAAGAAGGUGAAACAUUUUGCAGGAAACAUGAGCAGGCACAGACAGUUGAUCGAAAGCCGGGCAAGCAUCAUGGAAUUCCAAGAAAUUCGUGCUAUUCAGCAAAAGGCUAACGAUCAACUGGCCUUGAUGCAGAAGGCUCAGGAUGAAGCCUAUCGAGCCAGCGCGAAGAGCUGGCUUUCUGGAUUCAGCAACGAGGGGCAGCAGGACUUUCACCGCCAGAAACGGAGCCUUUGCCCGGGUUCUGGUCGCUGGUUGUUUGGCAAUCCAUGUUUUCAACGCUGGCUUGACAUCAACUACUGCGAUACGCCCUUGAUAUGGUUGACAGGCAUCCCAGGGGCUGGUAGGUCUUUCUGCUCGAGGACUGAGGAUAUCUAA
This is a messenger RNA of Clonostachys byssicola, 882 nucleotides long. The record is from the annotation of a GenBank genome assembly. Lineage: Eukaryota; Fungi; Ascomycota; Sordariomycetes; Hypocreales; Bionectriaceae.